Messenger RNA from Spizellomyces punctatus DAOM BR117, 848 nucleotides. RefSeq lists its product as uncharacterized. The coding region runs from base 23 to 718 and encodes 231 amino acids. The record is from RefSeq and is a predicted model, not a curated record. Gene Ontology annotation, biological process: DNA alkylation repair; DNA repair. Gene Ontology annotation, molecular function: dioxygenase activity. Lineage: Eukaryota; Fungi; Chytridiomycota; Chytridiomycetes; Spizellomycetales; Spizellomycetaceae. Gene Ontology annotation, cellular component: nucleus. The transcript has a single exon.
GAGAUCACAGAUUUGAUAACGAAUGCCGAAACGAUUGUCAGCGACGACGAAUGACACCAAUGCGACCACAAAGCGGCCUCGAACCAUUCCACCCUCUAUAACACCCGCUUCCAUGCAAUACACUCUGUCACAUGCCACUGGCCACCUGAUUCACUACCCAUCGUUCUUUUCCCCCACCGCCUCUCCCACGCUUUUCACGUCUCUCCGCACAGUACUCCCCUGGAAAACGAUACCCAUAACUAUUUUCGGUCGGCAGAUUGACCAACCACGUCAAGUCUGUUUCAUAGCCGACAAUAAUACCUAUUACGCAUAUUCCGGCAGUGGUAAAAUGGGUACGAUGCUCCCGGACUGGCCCGAUGCUCUCAAAGAGAUUAAAGAGAAGGUAGAGGAGGUAGUAGGAGAGAAAUUUAACAGCGUAUUGUGCAAUCUAUAUCGGAAUGGGAGCGAUUACAUUGGGUUCCAUAGCGAUAAUGAAAAAUCGCUUGGACCGGCACCUACUAUUGCGAGUGUAUCGUUUGGCGCUUCGAGAAAGUUUGUUGUAAAGCCCAAUCCGGGGGGUCCAGCUCGUGAGGCGGGCAAAUUGGAACUCGUAUUAGCUGAUGGAUCGUUAGUGAUUAUGAAAGGAAUGAUGCAAAAGUACUGGAAACAUGCCGUUCCAAAAACAAGUCGGAAAGUUGGGGAAAGAAUUAAUUUGACAUUUAGAAAAGUGGUUUCUUAAUGAUGCUGCAGCUAUGCAGUCUUGUGAUAUUCUUUUGUAUUCGUCUAUACCUACGGUGUUGUCCAGUACAAGCUGUGGAUUAUAAUUUAUUGACCGCCGUGGCAUCCGCCCGUGGCCGCUUUCACCUCCC